Menidia menidia (Atlantic silverside) is the source of this 4425-nucleotide messenger RNA. NCBI's taxonomy places the organism in Eukaryota, Metazoa, Chordata, Actinopteri, Atheriniformes, Atherinopsidae. The record is from the annotation of a GenBank genome assembly.
GGAAAGAAGGCGUUUCGUUGCUAAGGGUAACCGUGAACGCUCAAGUAAACGGUAAGCAGCGGCGGGGAGAAACAGCUCAAAAAGUGCAGAAAACAUGGAUUUCAGUAACUCCUCAAUCUCAGAGGAAAUCAAACAACACGCACCUACCAUGGACACUGAUUUGUCUGCACCCGGAAAUGAAGACAUUGUUAGCAUAUAUCAAAGACCAGCUGGUCUUUCGUUGGAGGUUCCUGAAGACUUCGCAUUUUCCUCAGAAUUUGCUGAGCUUGAGGAGCAGCUGAAACCAACAACACUAACAAAUGGGUCAGAUGAUGUUUUCCGGCUGUUGGAUGACAGUGAAUCUGUAGAAGACCGUACCGCUCACUGGUUUUUACAAAGCUCUGAUUCUGAUGUUGUGGAAGGCGACUGUGAGAGCAAACCCAUACUGACCAUUGCUGGAGCCAAACAGCAUACCUCAUUAAGACCAGACACGAACCACACAAAGUCCACUGCUCCCAUCCUCUCAUUUGCAAGACUUGACCAGUGGGACUUGGACAAUGUCCUCAAAAAAAUAAAAUACAGCAACAUGUCGGUAGAGCAGGGUAUUUCAGCUGGGACUGUCAAAUCACAUGCAGAUGGUGACAAGAGACAACAUGAGGUGAAUCUGAUGGAAAGACUCACUGCUCUCUGUCACCAACAGUCUGUGUCAGCUCCUGUGGAAAAGCCAAACUCUGUUAGACAAAUGAAUGUACGGAACAAAUCACUGGAAAAGAUGGAAGCAGAGCUGCAGCUGAGUCACCAGGAGCCUCCAACUGUCUAUCUUGACUUGCGAUGUCAUGAUUCUUCAGUGAAACCCGCAAAGACCUCCCUGAAUCUUUCAUCAGAGUUCAUAUUGCCUGAAAAUGACAACACUGCAAAGGAAAAAGCAACGUUGAAGAAGCAUAACCUUAAAGAACUCACAGGAUCCCAAACGGAUGGCAGGGAUGUAACCUGCAAGAGCACAUUACUUAAAAAAAUGCGGGAAAUGAGGAGAAAUGGAAAUAACCCUUCUGACAAAAAAACUGAUCAUCUAAAAGCCGAGGAUAAGAAGGAGAAGCCAACUCGCACAGAAGAGUCUAUAUGUAGCCAUGACUCACACCAUCUGUGGGUUGAUGAGCACUCUUCACUUCUGGAAAAGUCCAGAAAACCCCAAAUGGAAAGCCCACUGAGCCCACUGUACACUAAAGAUCAUUCAUUUAAGGACCCACAAUGGCAGAGUGAAGAAGAGAAACGAGGCGUUAGCCAUCUAGAGAAAGACCAAGAGAUCCAGAAGGAGCCGCAACGCCAUCGUCCAGACAGAUCUGUGUACCUGCAACCGUCAGCUGCAGACAGGACAGAUGUUCUUUAUGAGGAAGAAAUUUCUCAUCGAGAGCCAAUAAGAACACUACCAGACAAAAUGGAGAGCCAGGACUGGGUGUUCCUGACAGUCAGCCUUUCCGGUCCUGGAAUGGUGGAAAGCGUGAACGUUCCUACUGGAAAAAGAAAACAUCUGUUUUCAUCUGAGACUAAAUCCCACAUCUACAACGCUCUAGUGGCCUGGUUUUUGUCUUUGGCGGGCCCGGGCCACACGGAGGAUGCGGCUGGCGCUGAGGUACCGUUCAAGGUUGCAGGACUUCAACAGCUGAGGACCGAACAUGGACUGGUUUUGCAUGUUUUAGCAGUGACUCAUCACCGCUCCACACCACAGAGAAGAGACGAACAUGUCGCUGCGUCUUUCUACACCCACGUCUGCAGAUUCCUGUCCAACACCUCACUAACUGCAAUUGGAAGCUGGUUGCCUCAGCUCAAAGACCUUCUGGACCAGCAACCCUUCACCUCACCUAUCCACCUCCCUUCUUCCUGUUUGAACAGCUUCAUCUCUGCCACCUCCAACAAAAAAGUUAUAGAAAACACAUUUGGGCUCAAUCCAGGGUUUUACUGGCAUACAGUGGAAACUCCUGAACUGGUUUUUAAGACGGAAGAGUGCAAACAAGAAGUCCACACAGAGGUGUCAGUUGCUUUGGGGAGCAGUGACUUCUAUCAAAAUCCUCUAAUAACAAACUACACCCUCCAUCUGGUCCUCGAUUCAGGACUCGAUGUGUGUGGUCUGCGGUUGCUUUAUCCACACCAGGGGCUCCUGAGUGAAAGUGGUUUUCAGGUCGAUCAGGGCGAGCCACACCAGCCCGUCGUUGCCCUCGCUGUCCGAGGUCCUCAUGCCCAUUCAACGAUCAGGAACAUAACCAAGUCUUUACAUCCUCUGCUGCUCAAGAAUACGGUUCAAACUUCUGCCGGUCUUCUGGGCUGUAGAAAUCAAGGACCUUCCCUCCUAUGCUGCCCUCAGCUGACUGGUCAAGUCCACAGGGAGCUGUGCUUGUGGUUUGCAGGAAGAAUUCAAGGCAGAGGUGCCCAGAAUCCCAACCAGUAUCCAAACAGAGGUGCAUCUUCAGAUGACAGCCAGCCUGAUUUGAGCAGUUCGUCUUCUUGUCUAUGUGCCGCGAAAAAAGCGGACUCACUUCUCACAGUUUCCCCCGCUGUGCCUCCACGCUUCUACGGACAGGUGCUGCUCACGUGUGAGCGCAGAGGCUUCGUCCUCAUGGGGCUGCAGAGGCUGCGGCUGCAGCCCAACGCCGCCGGCGCCCUGGGACUCAGCAGCCAGCAGAUGAGUGCCUUCUGCGGGCCCUCGUCUCCCAGCGCGGAUCAGGCGGAGCUAAAAAGCUCGCUGUGCCUGGUGUUACUACUGCGGAGGGAGAACGUAUCACGCCACAGCGCCACUCUGCCGUCAGCCCUCAUGAGAGAAUUCAGGGAUCAAAAGCUGCUGGGUGGCUUGUACUCAACAGAGCCAAACCUCUGUUUCCACACUGUUCCAUACAACAAGAACUUGGACUACAACUAUGUGAGGCGUAUGUGGACCGUUCCGAAUCCUUCAGGUGUGAUCCUCUCACGUCAGAAGUGUUCGUCCCCGCGUGACGUGGAGCAGGUGGUGACUCUGACCCUGAGUGGGACGGACAUGAGCCAAAACCUGAAGCUUUUACACAGAGUUCUCACUGAACGACCGGAGGGGGACCAUCAACAUGCUGGGUUUGAGCUUCUGGGCCUGAAGUGGCUGCCUGUGCUGACUCGUGUUCAGGCCCAGGAGCUCAGUCCUUACGAGGUGGGACAGCAGCUCUUCUCCAGCAGUGUCGAUCACCUGAUGUCCUCACCGGCUCUGGUGUGUGUUCUGAGAGCGAUGGAUGCCUUUUCUUCGAUGAGGAAGCUGCUACCGCAGGAACACCCUCACAGCCUGGCCGCUCUGAUGUCCCCCACACCAGAGGUGGCUCUCAGGCAAGCCUCCCUCUUCUUCUCUCAGCACGAAAUCAGCCUCUGCCGGCAGUCUGUGUCGUUCACCGUGUGCCUGUUCAAGCCCAAAGUCUGGAGCGGCGCUCUGGUAAAAAUAUUCAGCAAGUUCCAGCAGAGCGGGCUCACGCUGGUGGGUCUGCGGGUCGUGACCCGAGACAAAAAGGACGUGGGCUCGGAGGGUCAGCGGGCCCUGGACCCCGGCUCCCUCGCUCUCUGCCUCCAGGGCCAGAAUGCCGUGAAGAGACUGCUGGACGUGCUGCGCCGAGAAGACCGGUCUCCGUGGUUGACCUGCUAUGGAUCAAGAUCGUACCAACAGGCAGCCGAGGAUGUGAAAGCCCUUUUCCCGGAGGGGGUGUGCUGUACUGAGACCAGCUCCAUGAGACAGGAACAGAUACUGAGUCUGUGUUCGGACCCCGUGGCCUCUGCGGAGCGCAAACAGAGCUGGACACUGAAUACAGCACAGACAAGCCUGACCACACCGGGACCACCCGAAGGUUCCCAGGUACACAGAGCCCACUGGCAGACAACCUGUUUGCUAAUACCCUUAAAAGCCAAACAACAGGAGCACAUGAAUCCCCAGCUGGAGAUUGUGGAGCAGCUGCUGAGGUCGGGCUGCCAUCUGGUGGCAGGACGACUCAGCGUGCUGGACAGCAAACAGCGGACACACACCGCUGACACACUCAAACGGUCACCAGGGGUAAGAGAGAUGAUGGCUCAUGUUAACAGAACCUGUUGGCUCAUCGUGGCUCUUCAAGGGGAAAUGAUAGUGCUGGGCCUUAGAGUGACCCUGGAAAGAAUUUACAGGGAGAGACCAGACCUAGAACAGGUGGGAAAAGAGAUGGUAUACCCUGAGAGUGAAAAUGAGGCCAAACAACUGACACGUUACCUGUUCGAUGCCUUGUCCCCUGAGAGCUGCGAUACCAUCGUACCAUAAAUGUUUGCUCAUCAAUCUCAUCCUCUAAAGAUUAUGCAACGCCUCUCUGCACAGCUAAAUUUAUGCCAUGCCCCUCGACUUUUUCAGACAAACCAGUUGUUCGACAAUCAGUCACUGAACUUUGAUAAAUAGGUUUGUCAAAAGUGUGGUUCUCUCUG